UUGAUCGCUCCUGUAAGACGGUGAUCAUGACACCCAUGGUGCAUCUGUUGCUGCUCCCACUCCUGCUCGGCAUUUCUGGUGGGAAGGGUGUAGAGGAGAAGACAGGACCAUUAGAGAACAAGGUUUUGGAUGUGCCGGAGGGUACGUUAGUACCCUACCUCAUCUAUCAGUUUCAGUCAUUGCAUCCACAUGUGAGUGGUUUUAAGUUAAGUGGCGAAGGCAGUGAUGUAAUUAUGAUCUCAGAUGAGGGUUGGCUGUAUCUGAAGAAGCCUCUCGUUUGGUCUCAAAACACCCGUUAUGUGAUUGAGGUGGAGGCCCUGGCGGGGGGAAGAAGUGGUGGAGGGUCCAGUACUGUGACUGUUAACGUGUUGGACAUCAAUAAUAACGCUCCAUUCUUCAACCAGACCAUCUACUCUGCUGUGGUUCGAGAAAGGAGUCGAGCAGGCGUCCCAUUAAUUCAGGUGUUCGCAUCAGAUCGAGAUGAUCCCGAGUCUCCCAACGCCCUUCUGAGCUACAGCCUGGUCAGCCAAAUACCCUGAAACAAAACACAUUUCCUCUUCCAGAUCAAUGCAAUCACAGGAGAAGUCUCCAUCACACAAGAAGGUAAACGGACAGCUGAGGCCAGAGAGGACAUUGAGUACUGAGGGGGAGAAGGACACAGCGAGGAUGUACUGCAGAAGAAAUUUGAUGAGUACUGCUCUCCACAGCAGAAAAUCCCCUACAAGUCCAACCCGUUCUACCUCUGUGUGGAGAAAGCAGAGAUGAAGUGGCGGAAUGUGAAUCCAUUUGAGGACCCGGACUACAUCCUGCUUGUGCGGGUGCAGGACCUGGGGGGAGCCUCGGGGAGUGCACUAAGUGGAAGUGCUAGAGUUAACGUCUUUGUGCAGAAAAAUCUGUGGGUGAAUCCUGGACCAAUAAGAAUUCAAGAGCACACAAUGUUGCCUGACCCCAUUGUAAAGGUUCAGUCUAAUGAUCCCAACGCCAUAUAUAGAUUAGUGCAGAAAGAGCGAGAAUUGAAGUUCCCCUUCAGUAUCACAGUGGGUGGAGAGAUAUACCUCACAGAGGAGCUGGACAGAGAAGAAAAAGACCAGUACAUUGUGGUGGUGUUGGCAGAGGAUAAAGAUGGCAAAGAGGUUGAUCCGCCCAUGGAGAUUCAAGUCGUGGUGGAGGACGUGAAUGACAACAGUCCUCAGUGUGGGAACGUGAGUGUAUUUGAGUUGCAGGAGAAUGAGCAUAUAGGCAGCGUUGUAGGAACACUGGAGGCCACCGAUGAUGAUGAACCUGGAACAGUGAAUUCCAUGCUGAUUUACACCAUUAUGUCCCAAGAUCCAGCCCCCACUCCAGACAACAUCUUCUCCAUUGACGCAGUGUCUGGAGAAAUUAAGGUGCUGCGUGUGCUACAGAGGAAGGACUCUACGGUUUAUCAUCUCAACAUAAAUGUCAAGGACCCAGAUCACAGCCAAGAGUGUAAAAUCAUCAUCAAGGUCAUCGAUAUCAACAACGAGCUACCGGUGUUUGAAAAAAAUGACUAUGGCAGCCACAAUCUCGCAGAGGACACACCUGUGGGUCACACAGUGCUGACCAUCAGAGCGACAGAUGCUGAUGAUCCUGGCAGUGGCAGCUCCCAGAUUGAGUUCCACAUCUCUGCUGGAAAUGAUGACGGAGCAUUUACUGUAGAAACAGAUGGCAGUGGUGUCGGCCAAGUAGUCGUAGCCCAGCCACUAGACUUUGAGUCGUCACCCUCCUAUAACCUGAAGAUUGAUGCUCGUAACCUGGAGCCACUGAUGACAGGUCUGGAGUAUGGCAGCAACUCCUCGACCUUUGUCUCUGUAUCUGUCACCGAUGUAGAUGAGGAUCCAGAGUUCAGCCUGGACAUCCUGGAUGUGACUGUGCACGAGAACAUCACUGUGGGAGCAGUGCUGCUCACUGUGGAGGCAAAGGAUCCAGAGGGCAAAGACUUAAGUUUUAAGCUGGAUGGCGAUUCUCAGGGCUGGCUGGAGAUCAACAGUGCCACGGGUGAGAUUAAGACCAAAGAGAAACUGGACAGAGAAAUCCUGCAGACAUUUGAAGUCACCGUCACAGCAUACGAAAAGGACAACCCGGAGAAGUCGGCUGAGCGCGUUGUGUCUGUGAAUUUGCUGGAUGUGAACGACAACUACCCCAAAAUGAAAAACUCGCAGGCUUUCAUCUGUGUCAUGAAGCCUGAGCCCAUCAUCAUCCAGGCCCAUGACGAGGAUGCCGCCCCCUUCUCUCAGCCCUUCAGUUUCACCUUAGCCCACACCAAGAAAUCCCCAAACUGGGACCUGCAACCUGUUGAUGAUAUUACGGCCAAACUGACCCUGAAGAAAUUUCCAACACAAGAUCAAACAUUUAUGCUUCCUGUUAACAUCAAAGACAGCGCCGGGAUGGGCAUCACACACAAGCUUGAGGUGAGAGUGUGCAACUGCACGCAGUUGGGCCACUGCUACAUGGAACCAGGCACCCAUUCCCAUAAAUAUGGAAUAGGAACCACGAUCGGGAUCCUGGCUGGAACACUUGGAUUUGUAGUUAUUUUGUUCAUCAUAGUGGUCCGACGCCUAAAGAAAAAGGACACGGAGCCCGCAGGACCACUUUAGUAUUUUAUUUACAAAAGAAAGAGAUGAGCUUGAUUAGUUGAACAGUUGAGUCAAGAAGCAUAAAAAAUACUUAUUGAUAAUCAUUUAAUCAUUUAAGUUAAAGUUUGACUUUUCGCAGUUUUAUAUCACUGUAAAUUGAAUAUCUGUGUUUUUUUGCUAUUGGUUGGACAAAACAUGUGAUGAUCCUGCUUUAUGAAAUUGUAAUGGCUUUUAUUUUUUACCAUCUGAUGUUAUGUAGAUCAGCCGUGGCCGACGUUGAAAUCUGAAAAUCUUUUGCUGCCCACACAGACCUUUAAUGAUAGUUUUGUGUAACACAUGAGACAAAGAUGAUAUAUUCUGUUAAACUAUGUGAGAUAAAUCUCACAGGUUUCUUUUAUUAAUUAUGGUUACUUUUAAAAAACAA
Molecule: messenger RNA, 3018 nt
Organism: Thalassophryne amazonica
Lineage: Eukaryota; Metazoa; Chordata; Actinopteri; Batrachoidiformes; Batrachoididae
Gene: cdh17
Product: cadherin 17, LI cadherin (liver-intestine)
Biological process (GO): multicellular organism development; cell-cell junction assembly; adherens junction organization
Cellular component (GO): catenin complex; adherens junction; plasma membrane
Molecular function (GO): cadherin binding; calcium ion binding
Source: RefSeq, a predicted model, not a curated record